AUCAAAAUGAAGUCCGUUAUGUUGGCACUGGUCUGCGUAGUAAUGUUGGUAGUAAUAUCAACGCCUGUGGAAGCAGACAAGCUGAUAGGCAGUUGCGUGUGGGGGGGAGUGGAUUACACGUCCAACUGUAACGGGGAGUGCAAGCGCCGCGGGUUCAGGGGCGGACAUUGCGGGAGCUUCGCUAACGUCAACUGCUGGUGCGAGACGUGACAUGGCGGACGGGACAAGAUGGCGGACGGUGACAACAUGGCGACGCUCAUUGGAUUUUUAUUUACAUGUAAUUUAAAGUAUUAAACUGAUUAUAAUGAAGGAAAA
This is a messenger RNA of Leguminivora glycinivorella, 315 nucleotides long. Its product is annotated as defensin ARD1. Gene Ontology annotation, biological process: defense response. The transcript has a single exon. The record is from RefSeq and is a predicted model, not a curated record. Bases 7 to 210 code for a protein of 67 amino acids. Lineage: Eukaryota; Metazoa; Arthropoda; Insecta; Lepidoptera; Tortricidae.